AUGUACGAUCUUAUCAUAUUGGCCACUUCACCGCCAUCAAAGCUCGAGAACGACAUAAAGAAAAAGUAUGAUGACCCGGCAAUGCUUUUGCUUCACGGAGUGCCCAGAUCUUUGUUACCAAUAUCUGGGAAACCAGCCAUGAAUUGGUGGUUUGAUGAAUUGAAAAGUAGAAUCGAUGGAAAUGUUUAUCUCGUUACCAACGCCUGCAA
Molecule: messenger RNA, 209 nt
Organism: Acaulospora colombiana
Lineage: Eukaryota; Fungi; Glomeromycota; Glomeromycetes; Diversisporales; Acaulosporaceae
Source: the annotation of a GenBank genome assembly